GUUUUUAGAAGCUGGAGUUUAUCCGAUCCACCAACAGCCGUGCCAUGUUUUUUUGUAUACACUGACUUGUGUUAUCUGUCAAGCAAAGAUUAAUUCUUGGUAAUCUCUCUCGACUUGGUGGAAAUGCACGGCAGAUACAGCGGAUCGUUCUGAACAGGAAGUAUACCUCGGAUACACGUCCGAUACAACGGAUCAAUCUGAUCAGGAUGUGCUUAACCAAUUUAUAGCGAAUUAUUCUGAUCAGAAAGUGCACGGACAAUUUAGCGGAUCAUUCCUAUCAGGAAGUGCACAGCAGAUACACGGCCAAUAUAGCGGAUCACACUCACGUCUGAUCAGGAAGUACACGGCCAAUAUAACGGAUCAAUCUAAUCAGGAAGUGUACUGCCAAUAUAGCGGAUCAUACUAACGUAUAAUCAGGACUCACGUCUGAUCAGGAAGUACACGGCCAAUAUAGCGGAUCAAUCUAAUCAGGAAGUGCACGACCAAUAUAGCGGAUCAUACUUACGGCUAAUCAGGAAGUGCACGGCCAAUAUAGCGGAUCAAUCUAAUCAGGAGGUGCACGGCCAAUAUAGCGGAUUAAUCUAAUCAGGAAGUGUACGGCCAAUAUAGCGGAUCAUUCUCACAUCUGAUCAGGAAGUGCAUGACCAAUAUAUCGAAUCAAACCUACAGAAAGUGGAUAGCGGAUACAGAGGGUCACACUUAUCAGAUAUUAAGAUGUUGUGUAGUGAAUCUCUACUUUUUUUAAUCGAAGUACAUGUUACGCGUUCAGUCAUUUUGUUAGAAUGUUUUGUCAACAAUGACUACAUUGUAAUAUCUUAGCGUCACAAAUGUUUUAUUCAAUUCCUUUCACCUGGAGGGCUCUCAAAGGAGCAAGUAACUCUGGUAAUUUGCACGUAUAUUAUAUAAUACAUUACAAUUUUUUGUUUAAAAUUUGACACAAUUUUGGUCCGCUUUGCACGCCAUACAUCUCUACGCCGGCGUUCGAUUUCCGUAAAGCGGAGAGAAAAAGAGCUUGAUUGCAUGUAUACACAAACAUUCACAGUAUGUAAUUGGGCCGCGCACUCAAGGAGAGAGCGUUUACCCCCGUGUCAUUCCUGUCAUGCUCUCCACAGAUUCCUUAUUAAGUUUCACAAUGUUCCAUCAGUUGAUUGGGUUUUAACAUUCAGUGACAACUAGAAUUGUGUUUUGUACUCUGGUAGUGAGUGCACGCGUCAUGUCAAACACGACUCUUGCACUUAGCAUAAUCCUCGUCCCUUGCAUAGUGUUUGGGAGUAUUAUUUGGCUUCUUCCUUGGAAAAAGACAAACUUUCAAAAAGAUGUCGAAGAGGAUUUAAGAGUGGGUGAAGCGAUGAAUGUUUUAAAAAUAUCUCACAGUGAUGGAUAUAUCUUAAAAAGAAAACAAGCCGAGGAAGCCGAAAAAUUAUUAAGGACUAAACUGGCAUGGCUCCCUAGAAAUUUCACAGUGCCAAACAUCUUUCUUCAAUCCGACAAGCAAAUUGUCUUUAUGCAGGAAGGAAAGAAAGAUAAUCGAACACUCGUGUUUGUUCAUCAUCCACGGGCGGCUGGGGGUCACGUGAUAAACUGUCUGAACAAGUUUUCUUAUACCAAAAAUAUGGCUAUGUCACCAGUGAUGAAUUCCAAAACCAGGUUACUAUGGGAUGCCGGAAAUCCUGAUACUGUUACAUUUCAAAAUCGAAUCAGCAUCCAUCGAGGGGGGUAUGCGUUUGGAGUUUGCGAAAAGCUUCAACGAAAUUGUCACUACUUUACUAUGUUUCGUGAUCCUUUUGAUACUAUGGUAUCUUUAUACCAGCAUUGCCUUGAUAUAGGAACACAUGAAUAUUGCUCACUUUUAAAAUCGAAAUUUGUAUCUUUGCGCGACUGGAUUAUUGAAAAUAGCGGACUUUUGUUAAACCAGUUUUUGUACUCUUCUCACAUUUGUCUCGCUCAUCGCUUAGAUUCCUCUACAGAGACUUUGAAAUAUCCGUGCUGGCACCGACAAAAACUGGAAAACGAUAGAUUAACUGACAAAGAAAAAGAAAACGUUGCUAAUUAUAUAGCCCGCAAUCUGAGGCGAUGGUUCUCAGUGAUAGGGGUGUUCGAUAAGUGUGACGAAUCCAUGGCUAUGUUUGAGCAUGCUCUUGGAGAAACUUUCUCAAAAUGUUCUUCAAACAGAAAUGUGAGGUCAUUUCAAGAGGAGACAAUGAUGACAAACAAAGCUCAUUUAUUGUCUAACGAAGACAAGUUGUCUGAUGACGAUGACAGCGAGGAGUAUGAAGAUGACAUUGACAUGCUUAGAGACGAUUUCUACGUACAAAGGGCUCUGUCGCCCUCUAACACGAUUUAUGCAGAGGCUAAACGGGUAUUUAACAUUCAGAGACAAAUUUUAUACAAUAAAUUGAAUAGCAACUGAU
Molecule: messenger RNA, 2411 nt
Organism: Magallana angulata
Lineage: Eukaryota; Metazoa; Mollusca; Bivalvia; Ostreida; Ostreidae
Product: methyltransferase N6AMT1-like
Exons: 2
Coding region: 1214-2410 (398 amino acids)
Biological process (GO): methylation
Cellular component (GO): eRF1 methyltransferase complex
Molecular function (GO): S-adenosylmethionine-dependent methyltransferase activity; protein methyltransferase activity; nucleic acid binding
Source: RefSeq, a predicted model, not a curated record